Molecule: messenger RNA, 3132 nt
Organism: Hippocampus zosterae (dwarf seahorse)
Lineage: Eukaryota; Metazoa; Chordata; Actinopteri; Syngnathiformes; Syngnathidae
Gene: man2b1
Product: mannosidase, alpha, class 2B, member 1
Exons: 22
Coding region: 90-3062 (990 amino acids)
Biological process (GO): mannose metabolic process
Cellular component (GO): lysosome
Molecular function (GO): carbohydrate binding; alpha-mannosidase activity
Source: RefSeq, a predicted model, not a curated record
CAGACAAGAUUGGGGGUCAGGAAUUCGCUUGUCACGUGACACCUGGAACGUAAACGCUCAUCACAUGACUUUGACUUUCAUUUGCCAACAUGGCGGCGGGCGGCUGUCGGCUCCUUUCGCUCCUUUUGCUACUCUGCGAAAUUUGUUUGAGUUUGCCAGUCGACCGCAAGGAAAAUCUACGCGAGGACAAAUGCGGCUAUCAGUCCUGUCACGCUACAAAGGCGUCCAUGCUGAACGUCCACCUGGUUCCGCACACGCACGACGACGUGGGCUGGCUCAAGACCGUGGACCAGUACUUCUACGGAGACCGUAACGACAUCCAGCACGCCGGCGUGCAGUACAUCCUGGACUCUGUGGUAGAAGAACUGAGGAAGAACCCCAACCGAAGGUUCAUCUACGUGGAGACCGCCUUCUUCUACCGUUGGUGGCGUCGCCAGAGCUCCGACAUGCAACGGACGGUCAAGCAGCUGGUCAACCAAGGCCGACUGGAGUUCGUCAACGGCGGCUGGUGCAUGAGCGACGAGGCCACCACCCACUACAGCGCCGUUGUGGACCAGAUGACCAUGGGCCUCCGGUUUCUCAACCAGACCUUCGGGCCUUGUGGUCGGCCCCGGGUGGCCUGGCACAUUGAUCCCUUUGGACACGCCCGAGAGCACGCCUCCAUGUUUGCGCAGAUGGGUUACGAUGGCUUUUUCUUCGGGCGAGUGGACUACCAGGACCGGACCCGGCGGAUGCGGGCCAAAGAACAGGAGCUUCUGUGGAGGGCAUCUGACAGCAUCAGCCCACCGUUGGCCGACCUCUUCACCGGGAUCCUUCCCAAUGGGUAUAACCCACCCGAGGGCUUCUGCUGGGACCAGUCCUGCGACGAUCCACCCAUCAAGGAUGAUCCCGACCUGGAGGACUACAACGUGAAUGACGUGGUGGAACGCUUCCUCAACGUUGCAAAAAAUCAGUCUCUGGCGUACAAGUCCGAUCACAUCAUCAUGACCAUGGGCUCGGACUUCCAGUACGAGAACGCCAACCUGUGGUACAAGAACCUGGACAAGUUGAUCCGCUACGUCAACGCCCGGCAGUCCGACGGAAGCCGCGUCAACGUCCUCUACUCCACGCCCUCCUGUUACCUCCAAGAGCUCCAUCGGGCCAACCUCUCCUGGGCCCUCAAGACCGAUGACUUCUUUCCGUAUGCGGACGACGCCCACGACUUCUGGACGGGUUACUUCAGCAGUAGGCCGGCCCUGAAACGCUACGAGAGGCUCAGCAACAGCAACCUGCAGACCUGUAACCAGCUGGAGGUUCUCGGCGGCCAGGCUUCCACUAGCGGACCCUUCGGCCAGGGCGACAGCCUGACCUUGAAGAGAGCCAUGGCGGUAGCUCAGCACCACGACGCCGUGUCAGGAACCGAAAAGCAGCACGUCGCCAACGAUUACGCCCGGAGACUUGCCAACGGCUGGCAACGUUGUCAGGUUGUGGUCAGCAACAGUCUCGCCGCUUUGACUGGCUCCACUGCUGAGCGGGUGUACUGCAACAGCCUCAACAUCAGCGUGUGUCCCAUCACCGAGUCCAGCAAAAAGUUCUCCGUGAACGUCUUCAACCCCCUGGCUCGGCCCGUCUCCUGGCCCGUCAGGCUUCCGGUCAACGGCACAAGGUAUGCGGUGGCUGACGCUAACGGCAAGGCUGUGGACUGCGAGGUGAUUCCCAUCUCGGGGUCCACGAGGGACGUGAGGAGGAACCGCGGCUUCGCCGUCAACGAGCUCCUCUUCCGGGUCCGAGCCCCGCCGCUGGGCUUCAGUACCUACUCGGUGUCCCUGCUCCAGGACGGGCCUCCGCUGGCCUCUACGAGCUACCAUGUGCCCAAAUCCAUCUGGAACAAGUAUCUACGCGUGACCUUUGACCCAACGACGGGCCUCCUGAGCCGCCUGGACAACUUGGAGACCAAACAGAGCAUCAGCCUGACACAAAACUUCUACUGGUACAACGCCAGCGACGGAAACAACGCAAACAGCAAACAGCCCUCAGGGGCGUACAUCUUCCGACCCAACUCCUCCACGCCGUUUGUCAUCAGCAAGACGGCCAAGACGGAGACGAUACAGACGUCAGUGAUGCAGGAGGUGAGGCAGCGGUUCUCCCCGUGGGCGUCUCAGGUGGUUCGUCUCCAUACCGACAGCCGAGUUCUAGAACUCGAGUGGACCGUGGGCCCGAUUCCCAUCGACGACGACUUGGGCAAGGAGGUGAUCACUCGCUUGGACACGGAUAUCAAGUCUUCGGGAAUCUUUUUCACCGACUCCAACGGGAGAGAAGUUCUGCAGAGGAAGAAAGACUUUCGACCCACUUGGAACCUGAAACAGUCAGAGCCCAUCGCCGGGAACUACUACCCGAUCAACUCCCGUGCCUUCAUCAAGGAUGACAAGGACCAACUCACUGUGGUGACGGAUCGCUCUCAGGGUGGAGGCAGCAUCCAAAACGGCUCCCUGGAGAUCAUGCUCCACCGCCGGCUGUUGUACGACGACGUCCGCGGCGUGGCCGAACCCCUCAACGAGACUUCCGACGUCUUCCCAGAGGGUCUGGUUGUGCGCGGCCGCCUGCUGCUCUCCCUGAGCCACCCGGCCAGCGCCGCCGACGUGCACCGCCCCCUAGCCGAGGAGGUGGUACUGCAGCCGCUGCUCACUUUUACUGAGGGCCACCUGCACCCAAAUACGAGACUGGAGUUCUCAGGACUACAGGCUGCACUGCCCCCUGCUGUCCAUCUCCUAACACUGAGCCAGUGGGACGACAAGUCGGUCCUGCUCAGGUUGGAGCAUCAGUUCCAGAGCUGGGAAAGCAAAGCCAACUCGCAACCGGUCACGGUCAACCUGCAGAAGCUGUUUUCCACUCUGGAGGUGACGGGCGUGUCCGAACUCAACCUGUCAGCUAAUCAGUGGAAAGAAGAGAUGAAGCGUUUCGAUUGGAGAUCGCAGACUGUUGAAAAGCAGAUGAAAAAGUCAUUGGAGGACCCCUCCAUGUGGGAGGUCACCUUGCGCCCGAUGGAAAUCCGAACCUUCCUGCUCAGAGCGAAUCUCAGAUAGCCAAUCCAGCUUGGUCAAGAUGAAAACGUGGCGGCCAUUCUCCAGCAACUCCUGAGCCACAAAACUGGGG